GACACCAGGCUGCCUCGCGAGCAAUUGCGAUUCGUUCUCAUGUCAAUUUAGGAGUAACAUGGCUUCCCGCUUAGAGUGGAUCCCAGAUUCCCUGUACAACUCGGCUGUUACUACGCUGGUCAAUAACUACCCGAUCUUUCAAAAGGACUUGCGGUAUCUUCCGGAAAGCAUCGCCUUCGACAUAUUAUAUCAGCUGUACAAGCAGAACAAACUAUGUUUUCUUGGCUUCGAAUUUUACGAUUUGGAUAUCUUCGCAAAGAUUACAAAAGUGAAAGACAAGAGGCACCUCCUGCACCACUGCUUCCAAGCAGUCAUGGACCAUGGCACCCAGACAGCACAUUUGUUAGCCGAGUCUUAUCACCGACGGUGUGCAUCUGCAUCACCGAAUGCUUCGCCACACCACUACUCAUUUGAGUACCUCAUAUCUGUAGGAAUAUCUAUUGGAAAUUUCCUCAGUGAUGCUGGCUGGUUCCGUGAGAGUGAGAAGGUUCUGCUUAGCUGUCUUUCAUUGUGUCGUAAGAUAGAUGACUACAAGCACUGGGUGUCUGCGCUGGAAUGUUGCCUAAGGCUACUGCACGUGCAGCAGUCAUACUGCAAGUUCACAGAGGCCAUGGAUACCUUGGAGGAGACCAAGCAGUACAUUGUCAAGCUCACCAACGUGGGCCACUCGCUCAACCUGGCGGGCCUCUACUCUGAGUUCUCAUCACUCUACUCCAGCCGUAGCCAGUAUAAAGAGGCAUAUGAAUGGGCAAUGCAGGCUUUAAUGCACCUAAAUUCCAAUGCACACCCUAAGUCAAUUAUUGAUGUCCUCCGGCAAGCUUCAAAAGCAUGUGUUGUAAAAAGGGAAUUCAAGCAGGCGGAGCUCCUGAUUAAGCAGGCACUUCACAUGGCCUGGCAACAUUUUGGUCGGGAACACCCAAAAACAGCAGACACCCUUCUUGACUAUGGCUUCUACCUGCUGAACACAGACUCUGUGAGUCAAUCUGUACGAGUCUAUAGGAAAGUCUUGGACAUACGGCAAAGUGUCCAUGGUGGCAACAACCUCCAUGUUGCCCUUGCACAUGAAGACCUUGCUUACUCAUCCUAUGUUCUCGAAUACCGAUCUGGAAGGUUUCAGAAUGCAAGAGACCAUGCUGAAAAAGCCAUGCAGAUUAUGACCCGUCUGCUUCCUGAAGACCACUUACUCCUGGCUUCUUCAAAAAGAGUGAAAGCGCUGAUCCUGGAGGAGAUAGCCAUUGACAACACCGACAAGGAACAAGAGAUGCGGCUGCUGCAGGAAGCGUUGGAUCUACACGUGUCGGCACUGCGCCUCUCAUGCCAGGCCUUUGGGGAGAUGAAUGUUCAGACAGCCAAGCACUAUGGGAACCUUGGUCGUCUCUACCAGUCCAUGCGACGCUUCAAGGAGGCGGAAGAAAUGCAUCUGAAGGCCAUUGACAUCAAAGAGAGACUACUUGGGCCUGAGGAUUACGAGGUGGCCUUGUCAGUCGGUCACCUAGCUUCACUCUACAAUUAUGACAUGAAGCUCUACGAGCAGGCUGAACACCUCUACCUCCGUUCUAUUGCCAUUGGAACAAAACUGUUCGGAGAGGCAUACAGUGGUCUGGAGUAUGACUACCGGGGUCUGCUGAGGGUUUCUAUGGAGAUGAACAAGACCAACCAGGUGCUGCGCUACACUCGGGUGCUAGAGGAGUGGCGGCAGCUGCGGCAACGCAGCCUGCGCGAAGGCCACGAUGCUUCCCCAUUCACCUUUUGCGUCUGCAAGGUGCCCCCCGAGGACAUCUACACAUAUGUCACCAGCCUGCGGUAGAGUUGCCCACCAAGGCCAGUUCCUGUUCAUAGAAGUAAUCAAGCCCUCACCAAUGCCUGAAGUGUGUGUUCUGCCAGUCUGAGAGUUGGCCACCUGGCUUUCCUUAGUGUCAAUUCCCUGCCCCCUGGUUUGUCCAUCAGCAUCACACUUCAGUUGCAGGGGCAUACGGAUCCCGCUUUGCCUGGUGUGCAACGUCUCGAAAACUUCUUAAAACUGUGUCCUCUCCUUUUUACCCUAAAUGCAGAGGGAUGUAGUAGUUGGGCUGGGAUAUCGAAGCCAGUGUGGCCAUUUUGCAUGAAAACUGCAGAUGCAUUUCCUUCAGCCUGUGCACCUACUGUGAUUCAACUGUAGAACUCAAAUGAAAUUAAAAGUGCACUGCAGUCACUGAAA
Molecule: messenger RNA, 2197 nt
Organism: Dermacentor albipictus
Lineage: Eukaryota; Metazoa; Arthropoda; Arachnida; Ixodida; Ixodidae
Gene: Pat1
Product: Protein interacting with APP tail-1
Biological process (GO): intracellular protein transport; proteasome-mediated ubiquitin-dependent protein catabolic process
Cellular component (GO): Cul2-RING ubiquitin ligase complex
Molecular function (GO): protein binding; ubiquitin-like ligase-substrate adaptor activity
Source: RefSeq, a predicted model, not a curated record